AUGCUCCCCACUCUUCAGAUCACGGGGCUGAUGCGUGCGCAAAAAAUCUUCUCAAUUUCCACGGGCAUCAAUGUGAACUCGCUGAGUAUUUCUUCUGACACAGAAUUUUACCUUUUCAUGGACAUGAGAGCCGAGAAAAAGUGGGCCUCGUUCAACAUGACUCCAUGCAAGUGGGUGGAGGCAGCCGAAGCAUACAACAGUCGUCUUGAAGCACUCAAUUCAGCAAAGGGCCUCCCUACCGUGUGGAAGACCCCCCGUGCACUCAUGGACAAGUUAGGCGAGCUUGAGCCAAAGAUUUUGAUUUGUAUUGCCUCGAAGGACUACACCUCAAAGCGUUCAAAUUCGGAGAUGUUCUGGAUGAAGCAUUACUUGGCGGUCACUCUGCUCAAGACUCCUGAGCAAGGCGAUGGGAAAUGGCGCAAGACGCAUACCUGCACACGAUGCAAGAGAAUAAUGUGGCCUGCUCAGGAAGGCUCGCGCGAGAAUCAUCGCAAGUCCUACUGCACGGAUGGUGUCAGACAGACAGCUCGGAAGGUCCAGCGGCUUGUUGAUGGCAAGACCGAGUCCAUCAUGGAGGAGCCUCCCAACUUCCCGCAGCCGCAGGGCAUCUUCAUGACUGGAACACACUUUCACCCUGUGAUCUUCUUGAAGACGAUCGAAGACAUGUACGAGCAGCUUGUCGUGCAAGGUGGAAAUGGUGGGGCCUUGUCAAUGGAGUUCACCGCAUUCACCACCCUGCUGGAGAAACGUCUCAAGAUCCACUCGGAUGGGAUGGCCCUUUUCGAGCUCUAUAGCUCCCUGGAGGUCGCAUCCACAUCGUCUGUCGCCAAAGCCAUCGUCGAGUGCAACGAGGUCAAAUAUCUUCAUGUUGACUGCUUAUGCGAUGAGCCGGAGACCCGCAAUGCAUGA
Molecule: messenger RNA, 909 nt
Organism: Sparassis crispa
Lineage: Eukaryota; Fungi; Basidiomycota; Agaricomycetes; Polyporales; Sparassidaceae
Exons: 3
Coding region: 1-909 (302 amino acids)
Source: RefSeq, a predicted model, not a curated record